AUGGCGCAAUUCGGCUUCAAGGAAUCCGAAUUAUUCGCCGCUUUUGCCAAAUUCGCCAAUCCUGCCUCGGGCGAUGAGAAUCAAGAGACCUUUUCGCGGUCUCUCUCUCCCGAGCUGCGCCCGGAGGAUUUGAAAAUGGAGAUGGACGAGAAUGAAAAUUGCAAUAAUGAAAUGAAAUUUGACGACAAUUUGACUGCCGAGCUCUUCAAAAGUGUUGGUCAAGUGGAUGGGAGCAGCACGCCGGGGAAAAGCAAUGGGUACCGAGCGGAGUUGAAGCGGCCUGAUCUGAAAGGUACGUGAAAAUAUAAGAAUUUUGGAAAGAACAUGUUGUCUAGCUCGUAUUUUACAUUAUUAAAAACCAAAAAUUUUAAAAGCAAAAAAAAUAAAAUUUUUAGAGAAAUUUUUUAUGACAAAAAAAUUUAUUCACGAUAAAAUACGAUGAGUUCAUCAAAUAAAUUAUGAAAAAAUUAUUUAAAUAUCUUCUUCAGGUCAAUUCCGAUGCACAAUUUGCAACAAAGUUUUCUGCCACUCAUCUUCGUUGAGCCGCCACCGAAUGCAGGCUCAUUUCAAGAGUUACACUUGCACUUUGUGCUCCAAGGAAAUCACAAGUCAGUUUGAAUUUUUUAAGGAAUCCGAAAAUGCGUUUUGAGAGUUUUUGGUUUCACUGUGGAAUGAGAAAAAUUAAAUUUUAUUUAUAAAAAGACUAAAAAAAUUGAAACGAAAAUUUAAUUUUUUUUUUUUUUUGAGAUUUUGAAAGAUAUUUUUCACCAAGGUAAAUUCAGAAUUUUUCUUUCCGAAACAAAAAAAACAUGUUUUUGCCUCAAGCAAUUUUCAAAAAAGAACCCACAAAAAUCAAAAAAAAAUUGAAAAUCCUAAAAAACCAGUCUAAAAGUUAAAGUUUCUUUUCGACCAGAUAAAUAUUGUAAAUCCAUUUACAAUACUUUCAACGCGACAAAUUUUUUUUGCGAAACAGAUUCGAACGCAGGCACCGUUUCUAAACCGAUUGGUUCAAAGAACGGAUGAAAAUGCCUAUCCAGAUAUCGCUUUUUGGCUUUGGUUGAAACGAGCUGGACUAGAUUUCUUUCAAUUUUUCACUUUUUAAUCCCACUGUAGAUCCACAAAAGGAUAUAUGGAUAUAUAAAAGGAAGGGCAAAAGUUGAUCAAAAGAAUUUUUUUGGUUUAUUAAAAUACGACAAAAAUUUUCCUUAAUAUACUCCAUUCGUACUUUACACUUUUUUCAAUUUUUUCCAGUACUGUGCGAAAAAAAAGUUUUUGAAUUGCGCUGUGCAGUUAUUUUUUUAGUUUUUUUGCACUGUGCGAAAAGUUGGAUGAAAAGUUUAGGUGUGGAUACGCUUAUUGCGUCGUAUGUCAUUCGUCAAAUUCGAAUUUUUCUAAAAAAUUAUCAUACAAUAUGCGAAAAAAUCAAUAUUUUCGAAUUGUGCGGAUUUUUUUCUCAUUUUAUUUAUAACCGCGUUAAAAUCCAGCGUAUUUUAAAAAAAACUGUGCAGUCAAAAAAAAGUUUUGAUUUCAGGUAGCAAAAAUAACAUUAAGUCUACACAAGUUUUCAUUGGCGUAUUUUACACUACCUCUUUUCCUAAUACUUACAAUUUUUACCGAAAAAUUAUUUGCACAGUGCAAAAAAUAUGUCUUAUUUUCCACGUCCGCCAAAACAAACGUUGCAAAUUUCACGUUCUCUUUUAUCCGUUAUUAACAACUUCAUGUCUCUGUUUUCCUUCCAAUAUCGUCUCCGUUGGCCCAAUUUAUGUUUAAAAUACAUUUGAUCCCUCCAAAAAAAGGGUGCCGAAAACAGGCGGCUUUGCAUAGUACUGCGCAGAGUCAUCUUUCGUAAACAUAAUUUAUCAUAGACAUUUGCAAUCUGGGAUGUUGGCAAUUAUCGAGUAAUUGAAUUACUCGUUUCUGGAGCAUGUCGACAAAGUUCAUGGCAUUUCACAUAGACGGAUUAAUUGAUCUGCCCUGAAAGCAGUAGGCGGAAGUUUCUAAAUUGGCACGUAUUUGAAAAUUGAGAUGGGCUCAAGUCGGUGAUAUUGGUAUAUGAAGUCAUAAAAUGAACGAACGGAACUUGUAAUGGGAGUAUGGUAGCUAAAAAUACAGCUGUAGGCUGCUUGGUUUUGAUCAAGUUUAGCGUUGUUUUCGGUUUGGGUUGCAAUUUUCAGCUGGCUUCAUGCAAGAGUGAUUGGGAUUUUUAGCAAAAAAAACUACAGGAUCCGAGGGUUUUUUGUUGAAGUUUCACCUUUUACUUUGACUUCGUCAUGUUUCAAACAUCAGUCUGUCGGGAAAAUAGUGAGCGUUAUGUUGCAUCAAAAAUCGCAUCGCCGCCGAGAACAUGAAUUGUGUCGCAAUAAAAUCAAAUUACUUUUCACUUCAGCGACACCAUUGCAGCGACAUUGCGCUUAUUCCUUUCCCGACAAACUGAUAGCCGUGCCUCUGAAAAGAUCGUUGAAUAUCUUAGCUGUGUCUGCAAAGAAUAGAUGAAAAAUCUCAACUAUCAAUCCAGACGCUAGAUAGAUCACGCGUGGCAAAUUUGAAGAAAAUCUGGGCGUCAAGUCUUGAGCAUUUCCCUUCCCCUCCCUGAUGACGAUAGUAGCAUGUAUUAUAGACCCCGGCUGCAAAAAUUGUUGAAUAUCUCAGCUGUCUCUGCAAUGGGCAAAUUAAAACCUUCGAGAAUUUGAGCAUCAUCUAGCCAGAUCAUGCGUGCAAAAUUUCAAAAAAAUCUAUAAACCCUCAGGGCAUCAAAAAACAGUUUUCUCCCAAAAGCCCGACUUCUUGCUUGCUAUCCAAAUUUUGGUCUCAAAUUCGUCAAUGACUUUUCAAACACCUCCCGAAAUUUAAUCAAUCACCAUCUACGGCCCAACUCAUUGCGGAACCUCAUUACCGUUUGUGAACGCAAGACCAGUUUUGCUAAAAAUUAUUAGUAAUUAGCCGCUGCAAGACAAUAUUAUUCAUCGAUGUUUGGGGGCCGGAUGUGAGAACGCAAAUGCUCAACGCAUGCAACCCCCGACUGGAACAUUUCUGCGAGUCCGAAUCGCCGGGUGGUCCACUUUUUGCCCGCAGGGCAUUUAGGUAUUUUGGGGAAUUUUGCAAAAAACGAAAAAAGUUUUUCGACAUUUUUUCCCGUAGUCUAAAAAUUUAAAUGUAAUCGAGGGUUCUGUUUCAACGAAAUCGUUUUUUCCAGCAGUUAUGCCCUGAGGGCGGGCGGUGCGUGCCAAAAAACGUCUCCCAAAAAUUUCGGAUUUCGACCCUCAAGCAAAAAGGUGGGCCCGGAGUGUAUUUAAGGGUGGAACGAAGAGAAAAUUUGCGGAUUGGGAAUUUAUUAGGGCUAGAGGGAUACGGUAAUUUUGUUGCUUUGACAAUACUGGAAUACGAUAGUUUGGAGGGAGAAAAAUACAGUAAUCCAUCUAAUCCCUGAAAUUUUUUUGACGUAAAUGGCUCACAACAUCUUUAUUGCGCCUUGUUGUAGCAUAAAAUGUCAUUCUGUCUUACUGUGACAUCUUGAACUUAGAGAAAAUCACUUUUCAAAGAAAUGUUGGGUUACUGUAGCAUUAGCAGUGAAAAUUGCGCAUUUCGGCACUUAUUUUUUUAGGUAAUGGUCUGUCUUAGCACUUGGGAACACCAAGAAGUCAUCUGGAAUACUUUUUCACUCUUAUUGCCUACUGUAACCCAUCGAAUAAGCAAAAAAUUGGAAAAAAUGGGCAUUUCAUACGGUAUUUUAGAUUUAGAAGGUCUAAUAACAACUUUUUUAUUACAAUUAAUUUUCCUACUGCAGUCUGAACUCUUCACUGGCUCGCAUAUUACUGAACACACCUAUUUUCUCGUAAUCCCGCCUGUACUUCCCUCAAAUCCCUAAAAAUCACUUUUUUGCCCAAAAAAUCCCUAAAAUCCCAAAUUUACGACCCAUAAAAUCUCGGAAAAAGUUCUAAAAUCCCUCUUAACACCUUCGACUAGCCCCUGGCUAUUUUCUGGCUCCCGAUUUUUAUUGAUCUUCAUCAGUAUUUGUGUAAAAGACAUUCUGAAAAGGGGCCUGUUUACUCAGUGAAUAAAUUCAAUAAAAAUUUUGGGAUCGGUCAUCUUUGGGGAUUUUAGGACGAAAAUUUUAGUGGCAGUGGUCAGUUAGGGUCGGAGUAUUCGGGAAUUUGAUUUUUUCAAAUAUUUUUUUGAGUUAAGAUUCGAAAUUUUAUUCUUUGUUUUUAUUUUAAUUUUAUUUUUCUAGUUUCCUGAAAAAUCUAUUAUUUUGACUUGUGACCCCUCAUGGAAAUUUUACAAUUAAAAAAAAUUUUAUUUGUAAAAUACGGAAUCUUAAAAUUAUAUUUUUUCGCAUUUUAGGCCAAAAAAUUUUGAUUUUUAGUUGAUUCGACAUCUAAAACCUUGUUAUUUAUUUUUCUCCAUUUUACCAUUAUUCCGAAAUUUAAAAGGCGUAUUUUACAUAGGCAUGGCUCCGGGCCGGGCUUUCCAAAAUUUUCCGGCCCGGGCCGGGCCGACUAAUUUCUCGGCCCGACCCCGGGCUUCGAUUUUCAGGCCCGGCCCGGCCCGGGCCGGCCCGGUUUUUUUGAAAUCUGACUUUUGCCCGGAAAAAGAGAGAAAAAAUAAGCUUUUUCGAUAGAAUUUUUCAUUUUUUCGAACACAAUGCUGAUAGCGAACGUAAAGUGACCUUAUUUACCACUCGCCCAAAUAAAAAAAAUAAUUUUCAAGUCAAUUUGAAAAAAGUUUCGGAAAUUCUAAAGUGCGACCUCAUAGUUAAUACGCUGGCAUAAAGAGAAAAAGGAAAAUUUUUCAAAAAUACGCAAUACGCUUGUAGGUUUUUUCAAAUCCGAUAAAAGAUCUGUGAUAAAAUAUUUUUGCUAAAAUUUGGGUGACUAUACACAAAAUUUUAUGAUUUUUUGUAACCAUAUGGUAAAACAAUUUAUGGCGACUUAGUAAUUUAUAAAAUAGUCAAGCGGCAAUUGCACUAUGUAUAGGUUUUGCUAAAUUAUUCUUUACAUUUUGCGAAAAUGUGCCAUAAUUUUCCCUUCAUUUCCUGUUUUGUUUCUUUCCAGCCUAGUACAAAAUUUUUCCGGGCCGAACCGGGCCGGGCUUUCCAAAUUUUCCAAGCCCGGGCCCGGUUUGCAGCCAUGCUUAAUUUUACAAGUAAAAACCUCAUUUUUCCUUUACUUAUCAUUUUCGCACUGUGCAUUCGCUCCUCUUUCCUUCCCAAAGAGAAACGGCUCCUUUGAAGAGCUGUGUUUUUAUAGCGCAGUCGGUUGAUCGUCGGCCUUCCAAUCGAAAGGCCGAGGGUUCGGGUCCGGCUGGACACAAUGAAGAAUACAAGUAUUCAGUCUGUCAAUCCCAUGAAUGAACAGUGAUCUAAAACGUCAUACUCUGAGUGUUUUUGCAAUUUUUGUGCUAAAAAUAUUUUUAACGUAAUUUUCCUACGUAUUUUACAAAUUUUGAUUAGAGUUUUAUAGCAAUAAACACUUUUUUCAGCGAAUUUCAAUUGUAGAACAUGCUCAAUGUUAAAGAAAAUGAACAAAAUUGCAGCAGAUGGGAAUCCCCCAUCCUAACCGAUCCAAUCUCCUAUCCUAACCGCAAUUUUGAUCUAUUGCUCUUAUUACCGCCCCCAUCGAUGAAAAGUGCAAUUCCGCUAUAAUAAAUUUUGAAACAUCCGUUCAAAACAUAGCUUAGGAUUCCAAGAAGUUUUUCCGACCAAACAUUAACAUGCUUUUUCCAUUUUUUAGCUGCUAUUUGGGUUAUGGUAGCUACCGUAACCUUGCUCGAAAAAUGUCAUCAUUACAGUUGGAAAAAAAGUUCGCGCGGAAAUUGAGAUAUUAUUUGAGAGUAAGAAAUCAAAUCACCUAUUUUUUGGAAAAAAAUUUAAUCGCGAUUUUUGAAAAAAAAAAUAAUUUUUUUUAUUUUUUGGGCUGAAACUUACAGUAAUCUAAAAAAUAAUUUUUACUACACCCAACACUCGUAUAUAUACCGGCAAAAUCGUCAAAAACAAAUUUACACAAAAAAAAUUUUUGCCUAAAGUAAUAUAAUUGAUGAGAGUCCGUUCGCGGCGAGAAAGGAACGGCUCCCCGAAACGGGAACAGUCGUUUUUUCGGCGGUUUAUUGGAACAACCAUCCAUCAAUUGCACAAAUACCUAACGAAUUUCUGAUGCUUGUCGUGGUGAAAAAAACGUGCGGGGGGUCAGCGGAGUGAUAAUGAUAACGAAUCGAAUUGGAUUGGCGUUUAGGGAAACGGGGAUUUUGACGCAUUUUUUCAACGUCAGCCGUUUUUUGCGGGAUUUGAUGAGGUGUUACGGUAGCUGGGGGUGGUACAGUCGUCUGCAAGCGUUCGUUAUAUCUAUGCGUAGACAAAAAUAUAGUUAAAAAGCUAGUUAAAAAUCGUUGAAAACCAAAAAAAUUUACGAAAAUUAUGUUUUGAUGACUAAUCAAAAAUAGUGAAUUUCUCCAAGGAUAAUUUUCCAAUUGUCUUAAAAAUUUGGCACACAUGCUAUAAUUUAGCCAUAGAUUAAGUGCUGAGAAUCAUAGGCCUUCCGUUAAAAGUGCCGCUGAAAUAUUCAACGAUCAUUAUACAAAGGAUUUUUUUUGGCUCUCAGAAGUUUUGACUCAAAAAUUUUGGUCUCUUCUGCAAAGCGCGGGCUAAAAAUUUCUUCAAUGCCUUAUAAGACCAUAGUCUUUAUCUAUGCCAAGUUGCAUCAAAAUCGUUGCAUCGACCGUUGAGAAAUUUGCAUUUUUCUCUCAAAAACCCCGAAUUUCCCUCCAUUUUCAUCGAUUUUCCACAAUUUUCCCAAGUUUAACCCCAUUUUUUAUGACCUUUAACAUCUCCCACAGAAAUAUUACACUUCGUCAUCUGGUACGGUCUCCAACAACCGCAAUUUCCAUGUAUUCCCGGCUUCAUCGACCUUCCAUUUUCGGAAUUAGUGGAACUUUUUUCAGUGCAAUUCGUCUUUUCCUUUCUUUUCCCCAUUAUUGACACUGCAUUGAUUGAUGCUCCUCAUCAAAUUUAUUGUUUACAUUUUUCCUGAUUUGGGUUUUUUUUCGAAUUCAGGGCUGUUUGAAGAGAGAGUGAGUGGUGUUUGAAGAGGGUAGCAAAGAAAAAAAUUUGAAAAAUUUUUAGAAAACUGAGGGGAAAUCGCUAAAAAAUGCGCAAACGUGAUCAUACAAUUCAAAAUCAUAUUUUUUUUACCUUGUGGGGUUACAGUAAUAUCAAAAAUAUAUCUUUUCUUCGAAAAAAAUUUUUUUUUUUGAAAUUAAAAAACAUCUUUUAUUAGAAGCUACAGUACUCUUUUCCAAACCGGAAUCCCAAUUUUUCCUCGAAAAAAUCCAAUUUUUCGCUUAAUAAUCCAUCAUUUUUCGCUAUAAGCAACACCCCAAAAACCAACCUCUCAUUCAUGCUGACAAAAAUUUAGAAAAAAAAAUUCUCCGCGGCGCCUUGGUGUCUGAAUCGCACCCUCAGAAGUUUUUUUUCCGAUUUUUUUAUUUUCAAUUCUCAGAAUCGAAAAAUAAAAAAUCCGCGGAGCCAAUCAGGAAACUCGCAAAAUUUCGCUAUUUCUCUCUCAAUUUUUUCGGUUUUGAUUGAUCGGCGUACGGUACGUUAAGUGAUAAGAGCGAUAACCGAAUUGGAAAUGAAUUGGGAAUUGAUUUUUGCACUGCAAAAAACACUUGAAAGGUUUUGUGACCCAAAAACACCGCGAAACUCGGGUUUCAGCGAUUGAAACAGGUGAGAAAUGGUCAAUGAAGGUGAUAAGAGACAGGAAAAAUUGAAUUGAGCAAUAUUGCAGGGCGUAUUUUAGAUUUUUGUUCUAGAACUCGUGGAUUUGUCAUAAAUUUCUGCUAUUUAAAGAAUUUUUUUUUGAAAAAAGUUAUAAUUUUUCGUAUAAAAUAUCUGACGAAUAUUGAAAAAAAACUUAUGCAUUGCACCGAUAUCCGUAUUUUACAUUCUAAAUAUUGCCAAAAUUAAUAAAUACAUUUUUUUCAAAAGCUGUGAUUUUUCGUAUAAAAUGUCUCAAAAAAAAAAAAUAAAAAAAUUCAACCUCAAACAUUCGACAACAUCAAUUUUUUCGUACUUUACCUUAUUUUGAAACUUUUUUAUACUUCCAUCGUCCAAUAAUCAAACUUUUUCUCCUGCACUGUGCGAUAAAAAAUUAAUUUUUUUGCACUGUGCAAAAAAGAAAAAAAUGUCGUAAAACGAAUCCUGAUGCAAUAUUUAUGUCAUUUUCCGCUCCUUUCCACAAAGAUUCCUCUAAAUCACAGCAAAAUCCAUCCGAAACAUUGGAAUUCCUCUCAUUCCCACCACCCACAGACCCACCGUGGCAGUAAGCCAUAAACUUGUCAAGUGCGGGUAAAUAAAACAAUUGAAACAAGUGCCUGAGGCGUUCGGUUUUUUAUGAUCGCAGACUUUUUUAUCACUCUUUGAUUGGAACGCUCAUCCGCCGCGAUUUUCCGUCGAUGGGAUCGGGAGCUCCACGAAAAUAUAAAACGAACGCCACUCGUUUCAGAUCGGCUCGAAUGGGGUGAUAGCUUGAUGUGCGGGUUAUUAGGGUCGUUAUUGGGAUGUUUGCACUUUAAGAUUGGAUUUACAAGUUUCCAUGACCUCUAGGGAAGAUUGAUUUUUUUGUUUUCUCAAAAGUUGAACAAAAGUUUUUCCAAUUUAAUUUUUCUUUUCAACUUAAAACUAAUAAAUUGUAAAAUACGGCCUGGCUGCUUAUCGAACCAUUCUUGGCUGGUUCUCAGGCAAAAUACACUGCAUACCUCUAACUCAUCGCUAUUAAAAAUUGUGGCGUCAUCUUGUGCAAAGUGUUAAUUUUGGAAUUUUUGCCGUUCUUCUCAAUGUUUGAUCGUAUUUUAAAUUUUACUUUAUGAAUUGGGUAGCCAUAGUGCUCACUGCGUCUUACUGUAAGAUAGACAACCCCUCUUUUGCUUCGGUUUUCGAUAUACUUAUAGUUUUAUCGAGAUUUAGGGAUUCAAGGGUCUAUUGUAAUAUAACCUCAAUUACUAUGGGAAAGUAAUCUUUCUGUCCCAUUUCUUGUCUUAUUUCGACUUAAAAGUGAGCUACUGUAACUUAUGUACUACUAGUCUACACCAACACUCGCGAUAUCCUCAAAAUUUUGACUUUUUUCGAGAUCUUAUGGUCAAGUAUAAUAUAACCCGGAUUUCUAGUCCAAUCUCUGUCAUAAUUUGAUUUCGCCGGCUAUCAUCAAGUAGCCCACAUUCUACUAUAUCUAAGCCAGCCAUAUUCAGCUGACCAUGGCAUUGGUUGAUAUCGCUACGCCCUUAUCUUCCCCGGAACGCCGUAAAAAGAAGCCUUACAAAGAAUUGACCCUCGCAGAAAAGGUGGAGCUCAUUCGUCUGGCCGAAAACAACUCCAACUUGUCGCAAGCGUCGAUUGCCGAGUUGUAUGAGAUCGCCAAGUCGAAUGUCUGCCGAAUUUUACAGCGAAAAACGGAGUAUCUUCGGGCUUUUGAGAGUGCGAAAUUUGCGGGCUCAAGGAAGCGCAAAUUACGCAAUUGGCUUGAUGAAAAUGAGCCAAUAAAGGCCAAGAAGUCGACUUGCAGCGAGCCAGCGGAUGCCUAUGGCCUUGGUAAAUAAUAUAUCAAAAUUUCAAAAAUUCGAAAAGUUACAAAAAUCGGAUCUCAAAAUUUUCAAAAAAUCUCAUUUCACAGUGAACACAGAAACCAAAAAAACAUGAAAAACUACUGUCUACUGUUGCAUGAUGAAUUUCAAUUUCAGGUAAUGAGACAUUGCGCGCCCAUAUGCUGAAACAACAUCAAAUCUCGCGAAUGUUUAUGUGCCGCUGCUGCAAUUGGGCGUUCCCUGACAAAACCUCAUUACACAUGCAUAUGCAGGUGAGUAAUGGGAGAAAGUAAUGACCAUCAUGGGUCGUUACGACCACUUACAAACUAUGAGAUUAGUUGCAUAGUGAUUACGAAAAUCUGGGGGAGUCUUGGACCUUGUUUCAGGGAUCAAAUUCGAUUUUAAAAUUUUGGAAGAUUACUGUAACAAAAAUAUUGACAAACUGUGUUUUAGAUGUUAGAGGACAUAGAUGGUCAACCUUGAUCAAAAAAUCCCAUUAAAACCCACGUUUUUAUCUAGUAUUAGCCAAGGAACAUAUCAUCGUAUAACAUGUCCAAAUUGAGUUAAAGUCCAAAAUCCUUUCGGCAAAAGUUUGAAUACCUCCUAAAAAUCUAUUUAAACACGUUCUCGAAUAAAAAUCAUCUAAGAAUCAAUCCAAAAAUCUCAUUUUUCAGGGAAAAUCCGAAGGAGCCAGUAAAUCUCUAAAUGUCCCAGUGAUUGGCAAAGGGAUUCCUCCAAUUUCGUCUCCACCAACGCAGCCACUCAACUUCAGCAAUGACGAACUUUUCAAUAAUGUUCUGGCCGCACAGUUGAACAACCCACAAUUGCGCAACGCUUUUCCGGCUCUGAAUCCAAUGAAUUUGGCCGGAAUGGGGCUGAAUCCAACUGUUUCGACCAGUUUUGCUAGCUGUAAGUUGAUCUCGUGACAUUUCUAAAGAACUCGGAGAUUUUUGAUUUUUGGAUUUUGCACUGUGCGGUAAAACAUGUUCUUUUUUGUUCGCACUGUGCGCCGGUUUGAAACUUUUGCAGUGUGCGGCAGCAAUCAGUAUGGUUUGCACUGUGAAAAGUCGAUUUUUUCCGUAUGGUUUGGAAAAUUAGUAACCUUUCGGCAACACGGUGCAAAAACAAAAAUUUGCACGGUGCAGACAAAAACUGACCGCACCGUGCAAAGUCUGACCUCAAGAUUUUCUUAUCAUAUCUCACGUAAAGGUUCAUAACAAAUACAUCCAACCAAAUACGUAACAACCAGCAAUUUUUCCCUAUCCUUUUACGAGAAUUUUAUCCAUGUCGUCAGGCAUUACAAAAUUCUAAAUUUACUCCCGGAAAAUAUCCUUCGAAAAAAUGACCACCCAAUGUGUCGGAGAGCGGAAAAAAAAUUCCUCAUAGCAUGUUUAAAUGGAACCCCAACGUGCUUCCGACAUUAAAUUUACCGCUUUUUAUCCCACAAUUGUCACGAAACAAGUGUUUUUAGUAGUAUUGUAAAACGUUGGUAAAAAAGACGAAAAACUAGUGUAAAGGAAGCCCUGAGAUGGCAUUUGGGAGUAAAAAACGAUCUACACACUUCAAAUUAAUUUUUUUAAUUCUAAAUUUUGGAACAGUACGAUUAUUUGUUUGCACAGUGCAAAAAGUUUCCAAAAAUUUUUUUAUUAGUAUCUCAGAAUAUUCAAAAAAUAUUUAUUUCAGCAGUUAUCAAGCCCGGAAUCACCUCCCCACUUACUCCCAGUAGCACUGCCUCGGGCGCGAGCUGCGAAAACCCUCAAAGCAGUCUCUUCCCACAGCUCUCCAUGAUGCCCAGAGAUAACGCAGAUUUGUUCUCCAAAUUGAGAGAUAGAUUGUUCUUGAACAAUCUCUGGCUGCCCGGAGGCAAUUUGAUGAAUAUGGCUCAGUUUGCCGCUCAUAACACAACUGAAGGAACAGAGGGAAAUUCAGAGGAGAAUGGUGAGUUGAGAGGACAAAAAAUCGAUUCCGUCUGUCGUCAUCAUUUUCCCGCCAAAAAAUAUUCAAAAUUUUCGAGAAAUUGAAAAAAGAAACCGUUUUUACACCUAUUUUUUCAGUAUUCAACAUCUUUUCCAACCCGAACGUUUUUGCCACCCAGCCCGACCAAAUGGCUGCCAAAGCUCUCUCCACAUCGCAGCAACAGGCCUUACAAACCCUGAUGCAACAAUUCAUGCAAAAAUCAGAAAAGCCGGAUGUAAAUGACAGCAAUAACAAUGAUACCAACAAUAAUGUGGAUAAUGAGAAAGAUGUCGAGGUCAAAGUCGAGUCAGAACCCGAGGAACCGGCGGCUCCCAGUCUGGUAAGUUCUGUGCUUUUUUUUGGCUGCAGAUUCGCAGCUUUGCACUACAAAAAAUGGACUAGUCUUAUAUCGAAAACUAAAAAAUCCGUUUCAGGAGAUCCAAGAAGACCACUCGUCCCAUCAGCCCUUCUCUGCCGGUGCCAGCCCCACCAAUUCAAACAGCAGCGCCUCGCCGAGCAACAACUCGUCUUGCUUCGACUGCCAAGUGGCCAAGACCAAACUCAUGGAGCUGUCCUUGGAAAUCCAGAAAAUCCGUCAGCAAAAGACUCAGGCCGACCAAGAGCUGAGCGAGAAAAACGAGGCCUUGGCGCGACGACUGACCGAGAUUCGGGCGCGACUCGCGAAAUUCAUGGAAGAGCCGGAAGCCGCGAAUAAUUCGGAUUUUGUCCGUGAAAUCAUGAGGUUCACCAUGCUACAAUAA
Molecule: messenger RNA, 12287 nt
Organism: Bursaphelenchus xylophilus (pine wood nematode)
Lineage: Eukaryota; Metazoa; Nematoda; Chromadorea; Rhabditida; Aphelenchoididae
Source: the annotation of a GenBank genome assembly